CUGUAGUGGUUGAUAAAGCGACAGUUGGGAGAGAUCUAGAAGGAGAAAAAGUGAGAAGGUGAGCAAGGAGAAGGAAGAGGAGAGGAUAGAGAAGAGAAGUCAGAGGAGGAGGAGGAGGAGGAGGAGGAGGAGGAGGUGGUUUGUGAUCCAGUAGGAACUGGAUUGCACUGUGCUUCUAAGAAGUGUAUAGGAAGGAAGAAGGGGACGAGGAGGCGGAGGAGGAGAGUGGAGGAAGUCAUGCAGGGGCACUGGGGUUAACUGCGAAAGGUUAUGCAAGGCACAACCAGGGACGGUGCUGAGGAUGAGAAGACUGUCUCCAUCUUGCGUACAUGAGGCACUAUGUUCCAAGGGCGGCACAGAAUGAUAUCGCGGGGGGUAACCAUUGAUUAGCGUGACCCAGAACAAGAUCCAUGAGUGCAGGUCUUGUCCAUCACUGUGCAUUGUGCCUUCUUCCUCCUCUUGUUCCUCUGCUUUCAUGACCUCAACGGCGUCUUCAGGUGCGUUGUGAUCACCAGACGAGCGCUGCAGGCAAGACUGUGAGCCCGUUGGCAGCGCCACAGCACGUCUCAUGAUGCCCAGCAGUAGCUGUUCUGGCUCUGUGAGGGGCGAACAAGCAUGCGGAUCGACCGACCUGAUGUUGCCACAAGCAGGAAUGACACUGUCAGGCUGCAUAUGCCAGGAACAUGCAGGCACUGCCACAUGUCAAUGCCUCGUUGAUAGUUUCCGCGUAGCAGGGGGAAGCACAAUGCUGGCAGAUGCGCCGUGUGCUGAAGUUGAUUGCACUGCCUCCUCACGCAGCGACAAGGAAAGAGAAGCGGGGAAGCGGAACGUGGAGGAAGGUAACGGGAUCGAAAUGGAGGAGGUGGCAGGAGCUGAGCUGCCAUCUGCCUCAUCUUGGAAGAAGCCUCUAGAUCAGAACGUGUUGUCAGCAUUGAAAGGUGACGAGAUCGUGCGGGCACAAAAUUGGAAAGCGGAGCUUGCGGAAAAGGGGAAGGAAGUGGGAAUGACAGACGAGGAGCCUUCUUCUUCAACCUCUUCGGCGAGUCGAGGGGAUGAGAAUGAAACGACAAAUCUUUUGUCGGAAGUCCAGACGAAUGUUCGGUAUAUGUUCUCGGCUACAGACGUAUAUACAUUUGUCUGCAUCACUGUAUGGGUCAGCCUUUGCUGUGCGAUCGUCAGGAGGCGGAUGGCCAUGUGGAUCGUGGGCUUUUCAUUCAUAGCGUUUGAGGUCGCCUCCCUCCUCCUCGGACUGUGUGACAAACAGCGAUCCUUCACUAAUUCUUUAACUGCUGCUGCUGAAAUCACAGUUACCUACACAGUGGCGAGUGAGAGAGGCCAGCAUCACACCCAACCCGCACUUCCCCAGCGCCGUGAUCUGUACCAUAGCACACUUAUUGCCUACAUUCAUUCCUUGAUAGCUUCUAUAGGAGGUAAGGACUUGGCACUGUCAACCCCAUCCUUGGCACUGUGAACCCCAUCUGUCUGUUGCUGUUCGGUUGAAAAGGGAAAUGGGGUCUCUCUGAAAUGCGAAUUAUGAUUUAAGACCAUUACCUGA
This is a messenger RNA of Chara braunii, 1555 nucleotides long. NCBI's taxonomy places the organism in Eukaryota, Viridiplantae, Streptophyta, Charophyceae, Charales, Characeae. The record is from the annotation of a GenBank genome assembly.